This is a messenger RNA of Spodoptera exigua (beet armyworm), 762 nucleotides long. The record is from the annotation of a GenBank genome assembly. Lineage: Eukaryota; Metazoa; Arthropoda; Insecta; Lepidoptera; Noctuidae.
AUGAAAAGAAACUUCAAGCCUAAGAAUCUAUACACUAAUGUUGAGCAAUUGCUUUUCUUAACACCCCUUCAAAAGGCCAGGCGAGCCCUGCGCCUGGCCCUGAAGAAAGCAGCUCAAGACUUGUUUGUUCAGAAUUCACCAAAACACUUUUGUAAUCUUAAGUUUGAAUGUGAAGAUUCUCAAGAUGAUUACUGUGAAGAUGAAGAAAAUAUUGAAUUUGAUUGGUUAAUGACUAAUGAUGCAAGUACAGAUAAAGCGCUACCUGAACCAGCUAAUGUCCCAGCUCCUCAAAACGAAACCAUCAUACCUGAAGAGACUACUACAUACAGGGACACACCUCAGGAUAGCCUGAUGAAUUUUACUGAUGAAACAUGCCAACAAAGUGGUGACAACUUCCCAGCACAGUUUCUCAGUAUGCCUGAUCUUGAUCCUGAACCUUCUGGGGACAACUCUGGUGUUGAAUUGUUGGCUGUUUUUAAUAUAGACAAUGACACAGACCAAGGAAUAGAAAGUAAAAUGGAAGUUAAAGAGAUUGAUCAUAAUUCACUCAAUUGUGUGCUGCCAUCAAUCAGUAAUGAUCAUAUUGAUGAUGUCUCUAUGUCAAUGGCUGAAAAGGACAAUGAAAAUUCUGAUCACUACCAUGGUGAAUGGGACCAAAUGUUCAAUGAUAUGAUUACCAGAGGACCCAAUCAAGAAUGUGGAUCCGAUUUAAAAGAACUGUAUUCUCAAAUCUCUAAAACUAUUGACUUGCUUAAUUCUUAA